CGCACGUGGUGCGCGUUGCCUUCUGGGGUUUGUAGUUCACGCAUGGCUGGGACGGGGCGAGCAGGGAAUCGUGCCCUGAGCCCUGUUUUGCCUGGGCUAUUUGUGGAACUCAGACUCUGACCAGGGGGGCGGGAUAGUAACCCAGAAGUGCUUCAGGGGCUUAACGCAAGUCAGAGAGUAGGAAUUAUAAAUCAGUACGUUUUUCUAUGUUGGGGUAGUAGAGGUACUUUUUUUUUUUUUUAAUUUUCUAGUUCUUGCAAAGCACUUUUUUUUUUUUUUUGAGACAGAGUCUCACUCUGUCACCUAGGCUAGAGUGCAGUGGCGCGAUCUCAGCUCACUGCAACCUCCGCCUUCCAGGUUCAAGCGAUUCUCCUGCCUCAGCCCUCCAAGUAGCUGGGACUAUAGGCGUGUGCCACCAUGCCCAGCUAAUUUUCGUGUUUUUAGUAGAGACAGGGUUUCACCAUGUUGACCAGGCUGGUCUCGAACUCCUGACCUCAGGUAAUCUGCCUGCCUUGGCUUCCCAAAGUGCUAGGAUUACAGGUGUGAGCCACCACGCCCGGCCAAAUUUUUUUUUUUUUUUUUUUUUGAGAUGGAAUUUCACUCUUGUUGCCCAAGCUGGAGUGCAGUGGCUCCAUCUCGGUUCACCGCAACCUCCGCCUCCCAGAUUCAAGCAAUUCUCCUGCCUAAGCCUCCUGAGUAGCUGAGAUUACAGGCAUGCGCCACCACUCCCAGCUAAUUUUGCAUUUUUAGUAGAGACAGGGUUUCUCCAUGUUGGUCAGGCUGGUCUUGAACUCCUGACCUCAGGUGGUCCACCUGCCUUGGCCUGCCAAAGUGCUGGGAUUACAGGCGUGAGCCACUGCGCCCGGCCCCACAUUUUUAAAUUUUUUGUUGAGACAGAGUCUCACUAUGUUGCCCAGGCUGCUCUCAAACUCCUGGCCUCCCAGAGCGCUGGAUUACAGGCAUGAACCACCACACCCGGCUUAAGCACUGAGUGACAGCCCCACGUAAAGCUCUUGUCUAUACACUAGCUCAUCUAAUUGUGAUGGAAUCUUCUGUGAGCUCCAUUUGUCAGUUGAGGAAGCUGGCAGGAGAGGCCUGGGUGCUUGCUCAGAGGUCCCUGAGGCAUCACUUCAACUCUCCCCUUCUUCAGUGUCUUCUUGGAGCCACCCAUGGGACUGCAUGGGCAGGUGCUGGCUUGGGGCGGGGCCGCCUCAAAAGAAGGCUGAGAAGUCAGGACAGUGGGAGACCUGGCAGGUUUUGGGGGAAGCAGGGAGGACUCUGUGGAUGGGAGGUUUCAUAAGUCCCAGGCAGGCCUCAUCCAGUCUUUCCCUGCAGACAGAGGUGUUCCAGGCCUUGCAGCGGCUCCAUAUGACCAUCUUCUCCCAGAGCGUCUCACCAUGUGGGAAGUUUCUGGCGGCUGGCAACAAUUACGGGCAGAUUGCCAUCUUCAGCUUGUCCGCUGCUUUGAGCUCAGAAGCCAAAGAGGAAAGUAAGAAGCCGGUGGUGACUUUCCAAGCCCAUGAUGGGCCCGUCUAUAGCAUGGUUUCCACCGAUCGACAUCUGCUUAGUGCUGGGGAUGGGGAGGUGAAGGCCUGGCUUUGGGCGGAGAUGCUCAAGAAGGGCUGUAAGGAGCUGUGGCGUCGUCAGCCUCCAUACAGGACCAGCCUGGAAGUGCCUGAGAUCAACGCUUUGCUGCUGGUCCCCAAGGAGAAUUCCCUCAUCCUGGCUGGGGGAGACUGUCAGUUGCACACUAUGGACCUUGAAACUGGGACUUUCACGAGGGUCCUCCGGGGCCACACAGACUACAUCCAUUGCCUGGCACUGCGGGAAAGGAGCCCAGAGGUGCUGUCAGGUGGCGAGGAUGGAGCUGUUCGACUUUGGGACCUGCGCACAGCCAAGGAGGUCCAGACGAUCGAGGUCUAUAAGCACGAGGAGUGCUCAAGGCCCCACAAUGGGCGCUGGAUUGGAUGUUUGGCAACUGAUUCCGACUGGAUGGUGAGCUGGGCAGACUGUUGGAUGGGAUGGCAGCUCCGGGCCCUGUCAGCUGUGGGCCUGUGGUUCACAGCUGGGGACUCCCACCUUUCUGUCCAGGUCUGUGGAGGGGGCCCAGCCCUCACCCUCUGGCACCUCCGAUCCUCCACACCCACCACCAUCUUCCCCAUCCGGGCGCCACAGAAGCACGUCACCUUCUACCAGGACCUGAUUCUGUCAGCUGGCCAGGGCCGCUGCGUCAACCAGUGGCAGCUGAGCGGGGAGCUGAAGGCCCAGGUGCCUGGCUCCUCCCCAGGGCUGCUCAGCCUCAGCCUCAACCAGCAGCCUGCCGCGCCUGAGUGCAAGGUCCUGACAGCUGCAGGCAACAGCUGUCGGGUGGAUGUCUUCACCAACCUGGGUUACCGAGCCUUCUCCCUGUCCUUCUGAUCUCCGACGACACCCCCAGCCAGCUCAGGGUUUUAGAGUGUUUUUCAUUUUCUUUCUUUUUUUUUUUUUUACAAUAAAGUUUCAGGCUUUUUUAC
Messenger RNA from Pan troglodytes (chimpanzee), 2513 nucleotides. It is a transcript of the gene THOC6, whose product is annotated as THO complex subunit 6. The transcript is spliced from 11 exons. The record is from RefSeq and is a predicted model, not a curated record. Gene Ontology annotation, cellular component: THO complex; transcription export complex. Gene Ontology annotation, molecular function: protein binding. NCBI's taxonomy places the organism in Eukaryota, Metazoa, Chordata, Mammalia, Primates, Hominidae. Gene Ontology annotation, biological process: mRNA export from nucleus. Bases 1180 to 2418 code for a protein of 412 amino acids.